ACACAGGACUACAGCUCCCACAAUGCAUCGCUCCGCUCUGUUUCCUGUUACAGGGCACAAUGGCACAUGUGUACAGCUGGGUCUCUGUUACUGACACAGGCACAGGGAGGAGGUGAUCACUCUGUUAUCUUACUGACACUAGGCUGAGCUUCUGCUGAAAGAGGACUGAGGACAUACUGAGCUCAGUGUCCCCUGGAAAAGGAUCUUCUCUGUUCAUGUCUCCUCGUGAUUAAUCCCUCAAUAAAAUUCAGAGUCUAUUCCCUGACUGAUACACGGAGUAUGGACAAGGAGAGAAACAAGAUGACCGAGAGGAUAUUGAAUCUCACCAUUGAGAUCAUCUACCUGCUGACUGGAGAGGAUUACACAGUAGCGAAGAAGACAUCUGGUGAGUGUGUGACAUCCAGUGGCCACCCCCAUUUGUUAGGAGGACUGAGCAGGACCCAGAGCCACAUCACGGUGCCUCCACCUCACUCACUGAUACAUGAGAAGCACAAUGACCAGAAGAUCCUGGAACUCACCAACAAGAUCAUUCAGCUGCUGACUGGAGAGGUUCCUAUAAGGUGUGAGGACGUCACUGUCUAUUUCUCCAUGGAGGAGUGGGAGUAUAUAGAGGAACACAGGGGUCUGUACAAGGACGUGAUGAUGGAGAAUCACCGGCCCCUCACUUCACCGGAUGGAGCCAGUAACAGGAAUACCCCAGAGAGAUAUCCCCAUCCUCUUUAUUCCCAUGAUCAUACUGAGAUGAAUCACAGUGUCCCACAGGAGGAUCAGGGUGAAGAUCUAACUGAUAUUAAUGUAGUAAUUAUACAAGAGGAAGAAGAGACCUAUCUGAGGAGUUAUCAGCAGUGUAAGGAGGAGGAAAUCCUUACAGGUAUAAGCACAGAUCUCCUGAACAGCGGAUAUACUGCAGCGGGUCUUUGCAUGCUAUCUCCUGACGCCACAAGAGAUUCUCCAGGAGACUAUCCCAUUACCCCAAAUAUAAAUUCUGUACGUCCUAGCGCAGAUGUAUCCUCUGAUCCCUGCAAUUAUGGAGGGUGUCCUCCUGAUAUCCCACACACUGUUACACUUAGCACCAAUCACACAAGUGAUCUAAUCUUUCCAUGUUUUCAGUGUGGGAAACCUUUUCUAAAGAAAUCAAGUCUUUCAGUACAUCAGAGAAGCCACACAGGUGAGAGGCUCUUUCCCUGCUUUGAUUGUGGGAAAUGUUUUACAAAGAUAGCAAACCUUAGAGUACAUCAGAGGAGUCACACAGGUGAGAAGCCGUUUCCAUGUCCUGACUGUGGGAAAUGUUUUACACAGAGAUCAGAUCUCCAAAGACAUCAGAGGACUCACACAGGCGAGAGGCCGUAUCCGUGUACUGACUGUGGUAAAUAUUUUGCACAGAAGUCAGAUCUGAGUAAGCAUCAGAGAACUCACACAGGUGAGAAGCCAUUUUCUUGUUCUGAGUGUGGGAAAUGUUUUACGCAGAAAACAGGUCUCGUCAGGCAUCAGAGACUUCAUGCAGAUAAAAAAGACAUUAACGCACACUGAUGAUGUGAGUUUGACACAGAAGACAGGUCUUGCAAGAAAGCAAAUAUUUCGAAUUGGGCACAAGGCCCUUUCAUGCUCCAAGUGUGGGAAGUCUUUCACAGCAAAACCUUUUCCGGCAUUAUACAGUUCACAUGGGUGGGAAGCAGUUUCCAUUGUCUGAGUGUGGGAAAUGUUUUCCCCAGAAGUUGUGUCUUCUUAAACAUCAGCAAAUUCUUUCACCUUAAGGAGGUUUAACAUCUGCUUGCUUUUUAGUGGAAGGUAUCUUUUUUUUUUUUUUUUAUAAAACUUUUUUUUUUAUUGAAGUGUCACAUUCACAGACCUUGUAAGGAUUAAAGGUACAAUUAACAGAUACAGCAUUAUGAGAAUUAUGUAUUACGUAGAAUACAUAGAAUCGUUUAGAUAAUCAAGCAAUAGUCUCUAUCAUAUAGAAGCCCUUUAUAAUAGAGACUAAGAUAACAUAUCACAAAUUGUGAGAACCGCAUAACAUAGGUGCCUUGCCGUCACUAGUGGAAGGUGUCUCAUCGGCAAAAUACAUUGAUUUAAGCUAUUAAAUUAUUUCUCUAGGCGGUUAAGGGUCCUCCUACUGAGGCUCCCUCUGGCUGCGGCAUAUAGAGUCCUAGAGAUUUUCCGUUACAUUAUGGCCGCCUGUGAUAGUGCAUCUGCAUCUUUAGGCAUAGUCUAAUGCCCACUGAAAUUGUAUCUCUCUGCAUGCAAUUUUCAUCUGCGUCUUUGAGCGUGUAGUGCGGCUCGGAGGCAUGCGUAGACUGGAAGCAUUGGUCGCUUGGGUCUGACAUCACUCUCAAUCGAGCCCAUUGUAGCCAUGCUUCCACAGUUAAAUGAGGCCUUUACAUGAUGACGGGAUGCCUGUACGGAGCUGGUGUUGCAGCUGCAAAAGGAAAAACAGUGGGUGGUGCGACUUAUACUCAUAAGGUAGCAAAUAUGGCUGCCGCGACUCUCUGAUCUUGUGGCCACUUUGUGUCCAUCCCAGAGUUAUGGACACAACUAAUGGCUCUAUUCAUCAUUGAGCCAUUCGUUGAUUUACAUUUUCCAAGAUGAUGUUGACUGCCUGGUCAUCAACCUUAACUCGAAGAUUGUUAUCAUGAAAUAUUUGCAUUUUGUAUUAUGAAUUGCCUCCUAAAUGUGCCAUUAUUGUAUUUGGCAAUGUAUUACUCGGCGUUGACUCUUGAGACUUAUAAUAAAAAAAAAAAUACAAAUUAUUAUACAA
Messenger RNA from Pseudophryne corroboree (corroboree frog), 2755 nucleotides. Its product is annotated as oocyte zinc finger protein XlCOF29-like. Gene Ontology annotation, biological process: regulation of transcription by RNA polymerase II. Gene Ontology annotation, molecular function: DNA-binding transcription factor activity, RNA polymerase II-specific; RNA polymerase II cis-regulatory region sequence-specific DNA binding. Gene Ontology annotation, cellular component: PcG protein complex; transcription regulator complex; nucleus. Lineage: Eukaryota; Metazoa; Chordata; Amphibia; Anura; Myobatrachidae. The transcript is spliced from 7 exons. Bases 280 to 1530 code for a protein of 416 amino acids. The record is from RefSeq and is a predicted model, not a curated record.